AUGGCGGCCGCCGCUCUCACGGCGUGGCUGGGCUUGCAGCCGGGAGCCAGGACUCUGCGUGCAUUCUCCACCUCCGUGUCCCCGGCCACUCGUAGCCUGCAAAGAACAUCCAGAACUGAAAGACUGUCGAAAAGAAAGGCACUACCUCCUAGGACAGAGAAAAUGGCUGUUGACCAGGACUGGCCUAGCGUUUACCCUGCCGCAGCGCCAUUUAAACCCUCUGCAGUACCUCUUCCUGUAAGAAUGGGUUAUCCAGUAAAAAAGGGUGUGCCCAUGGCAAAGGAGGGAAAUCUAGAACUUUUAAAGGUUAAACUUUCCAGUUUGAAUUUAGAUGACCAUGCAAAGAAGAAACUUAUUAAACUUAUAGGAGAGCGAUACUGCAAGACCACAGAUGUGCUUACCAUCAAAACAGAUAGGAAAACCGAAGAAUGGGAAAAAAAUAAGACUGAAGCAGACAUGGAAGAGUAUGUAUGGAAAAAUAGCUCCUCAGAAAAAAAUAUCCUGGAAACACUUCUGCAGAUUAAAGCUGCCGAGAAAAAGACGGACGUAAAUAAAGAAGAACUCCUUGGUACUAAAGAAGUUGAAGAUUAUAGAAACUGUGUUGUUACUCUUAAGAACGAGGGAGAAAAUGAAAAUACCCUUUCUCAGUACAAAGAAUCAGUGAAGAGACUAUUAAAUUUGACAUGAAUUACAAAGUAGAAAAAUCUGCUCUAUUAAUUUGAUGAUACAUGUAAUCAAUAUCUAAUUGGAUAUAAAAUUGAAAAUGUUAAAAAA
Molecule: messenger RNA, 774 nt
Organism: Propithecus coquereli (Coquerel's sifaka)
Lineage: Eukaryota; Metazoa; Chordata; Mammalia; Primates; Indriidae
Gene: MRPS35
Product: mitochondrial ribosomal protein S35
Exons: 5
Coding region: 1-687 (228 amino acids)
Biological process (GO): mitochondrial translation
Cellular component (GO): mitochondrial small ribosomal subunit
Molecular function (GO): structural constituent of ribosome
Source: RefSeq, a predicted model, not a curated record